Messenger RNA from Blastocystis hominis, 891 nucleotides. RefSeq lists its product as hypothetical. The transcript is spliced from 6 exons. Gene Ontology annotation, cellular component: cytosol. Gene Ontology annotation, molecular function: mRNA binding. The coding region runs from base 1 to 891 and encodes 296 amino acids. Lineage: Eukaryota; Bigyra; Opalinata; Blastocystidae. The record is from RefSeq and is a predicted model, not a curated record.
AUGAGGGGGAGCGGUGAUGUGAAGACCUUCCUUUUUCUUUUGAUGAGGAUAAAUUACAGAUACGAAGGUUUUCGUUCGAUUUCGUUGGUUACCUUGCAGAUUGUUUAUGAUCGUAAUACUGGCAGACCACGAGGCUUUGGUUUCGUUUCCUUCUCAACAGAGGACGGUUUGAACAAGGCAAUGGAGCAGAACGGAUCUCUUAUUAAUGGUCGCGAGAUUCGUGUGGAGGUAGCGAAAGGUUCUUUGGGUAAGAAUUCCGAAAAUGUUCGUCAGAACCGCAAUUACAAUGAUGAGAACAAGGUGUUUGUGUCCUCUCUUUCCUGGAACACGACGGAUGAGAUGCUCCGCGACGCCUUUUCUCAGUGUGGCAAAAUCGAGCAUUACAAGAUUCUGACCGAUCGCCAGACGGGCCGAAGCCGUGGAAUGGGCAUCGUGAAGUUUAGCACAAGAGAGGAGAUGAACAAUGCGAUCUCGACGAUGAACGGUUCCACGUUGGAUGGACGGCAGAUAGCGGUACGCGAGUUCCUGGGCGAACGAGGAUCCACAGGAGCGCCGUCGAAUCCGAAGGAAAGCGAAGAGAAGAAAGAAGCGAAGCCGAAUCACAGCAUUGUGUUUGAUGAAGAAGAGAAAGAAGAAAAGAAGGAAGAGAAAGAAGAGGAAGAGGAAGAGGAAGAGAAGGAGGAAGAGGAAGAAGAGAAGAAGAAGGACAAAAAGGACAAAAAAGAAAAGAAAGAUAAGAAGGAGAAGAAGGAGAAGAAAGAAAAGAAGGAUAAAAAGGAUAAAAAGGAUAAAAAGGAUAAAAAGGACAAAAAGGAAAAGAAAGACAAAAAGGAGAAGAAGGACAAAAAGGAGAAGAAGGACAAAAAGGAAAAGAAAGACAAGAAAGACUAA